AUGGUGCACACAUGUUUGUCCCCAGUCACAGAGGAGCUGGUGCGGAGGCGUGCUGAGCAUAAUGAUGGGGAGCUUUUCUCUCUGGAGGAGCUGUCUCUGCACCAGCAGGACAUCCAGAUGAUCCAGCACCUGGAGCACUGGUGCAGACAGCUGCGCAUCCUCUACCUGCAGAACAACCUCAUCUCCACCAUUGAGAACGUGGGGAAGCUGAAGAAGCUAGAGUAUUUGAACCUGGCUCUCAACAACAUCGAGCUCAUAGAGAAUCUGGAAGGCUGUGAGUCAUUACAGAAGCUGGACCUCACAAUAAACUUUGUGGGGCAUCUGAGCAGUGUGCAGUCACUCACACAUAACAUCCACCUAAGGGAACUCUUCCUGGUGGGGAACCCCUGCGCAGACUUCCAGGGCUACAGGGAGUAUGUGGUGAGCACUCUGCCCCAGUUGCAGUUUCUGGAUGGCACAGAGAUCAGCCGCUCGGAGCGACUCAGAGCCGCUCAAGGAUUAGACCAAAUCAGGGCUCUGGUGCACCGACAGGAAGAAGAGUAUGUGAAGAGGAGGGAAAGAGAGAAGGAGGAAGAGGCUAAGAAGGAGGAGGGAGAGAAUGAUGAGAGCGGUGGUGCAGAGCAGAAGCAGCAGACACAGCAGGAGGAGCAGGCUGAGCUGGACUUCUGGCAGACUCCAUGCUCCUUCAGUCCUGAGUCCAGACUGGCAGCUCACAGACACUUGGAGAAGAGGCGCAUGGCCCAGGACAAGGACGCUCAGAAGAAGCCCCCUCCUCCUCGGACCCUGAUCACUGCAGACGGACGAGUGCUCAACGCCAACGAGCCCAAGCUGGACUUUUGUCUGACUGAAGAUGAGGAGAACAACACUAUUGUUCUGGACCUGGCUGUUUACAGACACUUGGACACCUCUCUGAUAGACGUGGAUAUUCAGCCCAACUACGCCCGAGUCCUGGUCAAAGGGAAGGUGUUCCAGAUGGUGCUCCCCACUGAAGUAAAGCCUGAUGCCUCCACAGCUCAGAGGUCCCAGAGCACAGGGCACCUUGUCCUCACCAUGCCCCGGGCUGAAGGGGAAAUCCGAGUGAAGAAACAGAAGCCUCCUGUCCCCAAACACAGGACUACAGCAGCAGGUGAGCACGUGGACUACAGCAGCAGGACUGGCUCAGCCCAUGAGAGUUUGGAAGUAGAUUCCAGCAGACGGGUGGAUUUCACAAACAUCGUCCAGCGUCCUCACAGCAGAGAGGGUCCUCUAGAGACCAGAGGAACAACUGUCCAAUCAGAGCCCAGUGUGUCCCCCGAGUUUGUGGACGACCCAGAUGUCCCGCCUCUCAUGUAG
Molecule: messenger RNA, 1332 nt
Organism: Periophthalmus magnuspinnatus
Lineage: Eukaryota; Metazoa; Chordata; Actinopteri; Gobiiformes; Gobiidae
Gene: dnaaf11
Product: dynein axonemal assembly factor 11
Exons: 12
Coding region: 1-1332 (443 amino acids)
Biological process (GO): outer dynein arm assembly
Cellular component (GO): cytoplasm
Molecular function (GO): protein binding
Source: RefSeq, a predicted model, not a curated record